UCUGGUAUUUUCUGGAUGUUUCUUGGUCAGCUGAGCGUGACGUCGGGACAGAGGUGAUAUAAACACAAGGGAAUGAGAGCGUCUGACGGGCAGAGCUCCCCAUGGCAUCUGUCACAUUCUAAAAGACAAGUCUGGGCUGAUGGUUCUUGCUUGAUGAUUUGAGUCUGGACUAAUGGCCUGUGCAUUAAUCGCCUACCAUCUGGAGACUUGUACUGGUUCCCGCCCAUAGAGAUCUCUACCCAACAUCAGCCCUGGGUAUUUACUGACUGAAAAGAGGGACACUGUAAAGAAUCCCACCAUGGUAGAUUAUUACGAUAUGCUUGGGGUUCCCAGAAAUGCCACUCAGGAUGACAUUAAACGAGCGUAUCGGAAGUUAGCAUUGCGCUGGCACCCAGACAAGAACCCUGACAACAAGGAGCAUGCAGAGAAGAAAUUUAAAGACAUAGCAGAAGCCUAUGAAGUCUUAUCAGACAGAGAAAAGCGAGAGGCAUAUGAUAAUCACAUGACUUCAGGUUUCUCUGAUGCAGGGUCAUUUAGGGCAACAAGGGUCCAAAGACCUUUUGAUUUUGGAUUCCACUUCCGUAGUCCAGAAGAUGUGUUCCGGGAAUUUUUUGAUGGGAGAGACCCCUUCUCUGAUAUAUUUGGUGAUGACUUCUUUAUGUUCUCCAAUCAGCCCCUUGGCGGUUCCCAUCGCGCUAACUCUGUGCCCAUGUUUCCAUCCUCUUUCCCCUUUGGCAGCGAAUUCUCCUUUCACAGUGGAGACCUUGGAGGGUCUGGGAAUUUCUGCUCAGUGUCUACAUCAACCAAGUUUGUUAAUGGCAAGAAAAUUACAACUAAAAGGGUCAUGGAAAAUGGUGUAGAACGUGUGGAGGUAGAAGAGGAUGGGGAGCUAAAGUCCAUCUGGGUUAAUGGAAUUCAGGAUGAUUUGGCUCUGGCAAUUGAGUUGAGCAAAAGGGAGCAAGCCUUUCUGCCCAGAGCCAGCACCAGGACAGAUGGCACAUUGUACAAUGUCCAGCGACGUUCUCCACCUGACACACCUGUGGUGCUGGACAGUGAUGAUGAAGAUGAGGAGCUUCAGUUGGCAAUGGCUUACAGCCUGUCUGAGUUUGAACAAUCCAGGCAACACCCAGAAGGUGUGUUCUGAGCCUGGAGUCACACAAUUGCCCUCACGUCUUCCAGUCGCUGAGGCUAUAGGUGAAAAAACUUGCCCCAUGCACGCUCUCAUUGCACAGACCAUCCUGAGGCGCAGGGGCACUUCCCUUAUAUAAUCUGGAUACUUACCUUGGACUUUCAAUAAAUCCUUUCUAUAAUGUAAAAGGGCUGGACCCAAGAAUCAUGCAAUAUUUAACUGGACUGAAUAUCUGCAGUGUGGAAAUGUUUGGUACUUGUAUUGUACUGGCCCUGGUUUCAUUACUGACAUGCUCUACCCACAUGUUAUAUUGUAUAGCCACAAAAGUCUUCCCCUACUUUUCGGUCUCCGAUUCCCAGACUACACCAACCUUUGUCUGCUGAACUGCACCUCUCCGCACCCAAACAGCAAUCAGACUCCCCAUUUCCCAAAUAGUAUGUAUUACAGAGAGAAGAGUAUGUGCAAUAUAUUCACUGGUAUAGGGGGUGCAGUGUCUGCAGCGUGUUUCCAUAAUAGCGACAUCUUAUAACUGCAAUUAUAUUUACAAUUUAUAUAUUACAAUUUAAUUUAUCUAUAUGGAAAAGUUGCUUAUAAUUACAUUUUCUUUCAUGCAAAAAAACCCCAAAACUUUCUUUUUUGGUGGAGUUCCCCUUUAACUAGGUAUUCGCCUGCUUGCCCUGGCUGUUGCCUUAUAAUGGUAAAAGGGUUUGGUAAAAUACACUAAAAAUAGGGGUAACAUUACCCAGAGGCAAACUAAAACCCAUUUUGUCUGGUUCUAAGGGGCCAUCUUGCUGACAGUCAGCAUGGCAGGCCCUAUAAACAACAAAGAAACCAAUUUUAUCCUGCUACAAAAUAAUAAAAGCCCCAGGAAUACAGGGCAAUGACUGGCAGGAAGAGAAGCAUUAAGGGGCUGCAUAGUUAGAAUAUACAAUCUCCUUUCUUUUAUUGUUAGUUUGUUUCUUGAUACAUAUGUAACAUAAGUUAAACGUAAAUAAAAAUGUAUUUAUGACAUA
This is a messenger RNA of Xenopus laevis (African clawed frog), 2142 nucleotides long. RefSeq names its product DnaJ heat shock protein family (Hsp40) member B2 L homeolog (gene dnajb2.L). The coding region runs from base 299 to 1144 and encodes 281 amino acids. The transcript is spliced from 11 exons. Gene Ontology annotation, cellular component: cytoplasm. The record is from RefSeq and is a predicted model, not a curated record. NCBI's taxonomy places the organism in Eukaryota, Metazoa, Chordata, Amphibia, Anura, Pipidae. Gene Ontology annotation, molecular function: Hsp70 protein binding.